Molecule: messenger RNA, 2625 nt
Organism: Biomphalaria glabrata
Lineage: Eukaryota; Metazoa; Mollusca; Gastropoda; Planorbidae
Exons: 15
Coding region: 495-2513 (672 amino acids)
Cellular component (GO): membrane
Molecular function (GO): protein binding
Source: RefSeq, a predicted model, not a curated record
UGUGUGUACUAAAAGUGUUACUUUAUAUUAUACUGUUUCUUUUCGGGCUAAGUAUAAAUUAGUGUGCCAAUUAAUUGAUGAAAGAUAGCAUUUACCUUGAGUUAGAGUUAAUCUCUGGUUGUAAAUGUAUUACAUUAUUGUCUUUCUUAGGCUCUUGUGAUCACAUUGACAAAUAAUUUGCAGUAACUUCAACAAGUUCUGUUGGAACUAGAUCUAGAUCUAGUCUACUUACUGACUAGGCCCUAGCCUCUGACUCUAGACUACUACAGAGUUAAGAGUUUCAUGUUAUGUUUCUGUUCACGUCGCUCAUGUAGUUUUGAACCCUCAGUCGGAUCCACAUCCUUGCUGUAGUCGAUCUACAUAUUUCAUUUUCAGCUCUAUAUCGAACUAGGUUUUUUUUUUUUAAUCAUAUAGGUAUUAGCAUGUAUGUUUUUAAUGGAGAUAUUCUUUCAAAAAGGCAAUUUUUGAAGCUAUUGUUUGAUAUGUAAGCUAGAAUGGUGCUCUUCAAGAACAGUCCAAUUCACCUCUGGACAACAGGAGUGGUCAUCAUAUUACGACUGGACAGUAUUCAUACGAUGGUAUGUCCUUACAACUGGUUUGGUACUAACUGCAGAACGAAGUGUAAUUGUAAAAGACUUUGUGAGAACUCUUUGGUAUGUGAAGACGGGGAUAACUGUAAGGAUGGCUAUUUUGGAGAUCUAUGCCAGUACCGUGACCUUGCCUUCCAUAUGAGAUCCCAGUCGUUUCCCAUACUCACAGACAACGACAACUCCACCUGCAUCACUAUUUCGUCAACUACCAGAGUGUCAGUUUUUAUGGGCGCCGAGAGGUUUUCGUUUCUCAUUCUCGUUGCAAAAGUGAACUCUGAACCAGGUAUCCUAGACUCAAUUAGAAUUGAACUCAAGCUUAGUAACGUCAACAUUCAAUGCGAUUCUGGGAACUACAGUUUAAGUUUAGCUAACAACACAAGGAAGUAUGUCUGCUCAACCAGAUCGAACGUGUCGGAAGUCGAGCUAUCGGGAAGUGGAGUUUCGUCACUUUGUACUGUGAACAUCGGCGGAGGUCGUAACCUCGCAUUGAAACAGAAUUACAUGCAAUCUUUACAGACCGAUGGAAGCGCCUCUGGCGAGGGUGCAGUCGAUGGAAGCUUUCCAUUAGGGCGAUGGUUCGACAACUCCUCAUGUUUCUACGCACGCACGGGAGCAGCACCCACUUAUUUUCAAUUGUUUUUUAACGAGCCUGUAGUUAUCUAUUAUUUCAUACUCGUCAACGCUCCAGACGAGAUGUAUUGGAACAAAAUGAUCAAUUUUGAACUGACAUCCUAUGAUGAGAAUAAUAAUACAGUCAUGACCUUCAAGGAGAACGGAGACCCGCCCGGUGGAAAGAAUUCUUAUGUCAUAUCUCAUAAUACACGUGAGGUUGCAAUAGCCUCCUUUAAGUUGGAGAUGAGAAGCAAGCCUGACAAUUUCCUUCAGUUUUGUGAAAUAGAAGCAUAUGGAGAAUGUGCACCAGGGACGUACGAUUUACAAUGCUCGCGUCUGUGUAGCAGUCAGUGCACCAACACAGUCUGUGGCUUGAUGGGCGAGUGUGAUGAGUGCAAUGAAGGCUUCUACGGAGACAAAUGUGAUCGCACUUGUACUAAUUGCCUGGACUCGAUUUGUCUUAAAUCAAAUGGAACCUGUAUCAAUGGAUGUAGUCAAGGAUUUUACACUGCAACAUGCGAUAAAACGUGUGGACUGUGCAGUGAAAAGGGCACGUGCAAUAAUAUCACUGGUGAAUGUCCAAAAGGUUGUGAUCCCGGAUAUUUGCCACCAAAAUGUAUCACCGAAUGCCCAAUGGGUAAAUACGGCAAUAACUGCAGUUCAGAGUGUAGCCCAAACUGCCAGAGUGACUGCUCUCAUGUUAAUGGCAAGUGUUUUAAUUGUGUUGAUGGCAAGUUCGGGAACAACUGUGAACUGUCAUGCAGUGAAAACUGCGGUGAUAAAGGAUCGUGCGACAUCUCGCAGGGCUAUUGUCUUAAUGGAUGUAAAAAAGGGUUUUAUGGAACAGAAUGUAUAAUAGAAUGCAGCAAAAAUUGCUCACGCGACAUGGACUGUGACCCCUCAAAUGGUUUCUGUAUCUCCGGCUGUAAAGUGGGCUACUCUGGCUCUAUGUGUGACACAGUAUGUCCUAGUCAUUGCGGUGGAGAGAACAAGUCUUGCGAUUCUGCGACUGGAUGGUGUUUAAAUGGCUGUAUGCAAGGCUUUGGGCAAGACGACUGCAGCGUUCCAUGUAAAAACUGUGUUGACGACCUAUGUGAGCAAUACUCUAUGAACUGUACUAAGGGAUGUAAAGAGGAUUUCCAUGGAGACAACUGUUCAAUGAGUGUAUCUACAUCCUCGCCCCUGCAUGAUGCAUCGACUCUGGUGAUGACGGUUGGUUUGCUGAUCUUGGUGACUGCUAUUGUACUACUCACUACAUGUUUUCUACGUAAAAAAGUCCACCCACCCUUACAAAUACAGGCUGAAUUUUGAUGGUAUUGAAUGUGUCAAUGUUUGUUACUACUUUGAAUAUCAAACGCAUGUGUGUUUAUUUUAUAUUUAUGUCUGAGUUGCAGUUAAUAAAAAUAUAUACAUAAAUUAAACU